This is a messenger RNA of Cotesia glomerata, 3702 nucleotides long. RefSeq names its product glutamate receptor 1-like (gene GluRIB). Gene Ontology annotation, cellular component: postsynaptic membrane; plasma membrane. The record is from RefSeq and is a predicted model, not a curated record. Gene Ontology annotation, biological process: synaptic transmission, glutamatergic; modulation of chemical synaptic transmission. NCBI's taxonomy places the organism in Eukaryota, Metazoa, Arthropoda, Insecta, Hymenoptera, Braconidae. Gene Ontology annotation, molecular function: glutamate-gated receptor activity; transmitter-gated monoatomic ion channel activity involved in regulation of postsynaptic membrane potential. The transcript is spliced from 20 exons. Bases 115 to 3150 code for a protein of 1011 amino acids.
GCAGUCCAGAGAGAGGGAUGCUGGGAUCCAAGUGAACAGAGUUUAAGCUAACGGGUCCUAGUCUGUAGUAGUCUCCUUUACUAUCAGUUUGUGUCAGACUAUCGUGCGAGGAAGAUGCUCCCGUUUGUCGUCGAGGGAGGAGCAUCACCUCCGUCAACUCAUACGGAUAUUUAUUCCUUUUCAUUAUCAUUAACGCGACCACCGGCACUUAUUAACGAGCCAAGUAUAAACAAACAAACACUCGGACAAAAACUAAAUCGGGAAAUUUAUCUCAGACAACGAUUAUCGCGAGUUUCGAGUCGGAAAAAUAGUGAUUGUAAAAUUAUUAAGAGUAAAAAUAUGCAACCGGUUAAUUUUAUUAAUUUAAUCAUGUGUGGAAUCUUUUUAAUGGUGACGGUGAUCCUUGUGCCUGGAAUUUCAGCAGCUGCUGCACCGGACAAAAUUCCCAUAGGAGCAAUAUUCGAGCAGGGAACUGACGAAGUGCAGUCAGCAUUUAAAUACGCAAUAGCAAUCCACAAUCAGAAUAAUACCACUCGUCGCUUUGAUCUUCAAGCUUACGUUGAUGUAAUCAAUACCGCCGAUGCUUUCAAGCUUUCCCGAUUGAUUUGCAAUCAAUUCAGCCGAGGCGUAUAUUCAAUGCUUGGUGCCGUCAGUCCGGAUUCAUUUGACACCCUUCAUUCCUACAGCAACACUUUUCAAAUGCCUUUUGUCACACCGUGGUUUCCCGAAAAGGUCCUGACACCGUCUUCGGGUUUCCUUGACUUUGCCAUAAGCAUGCGCCCGGAUUACCAUCGCGCCAUCAUCGACACGGUGCGACACUACGGAUGGCGGAAAAUCAUCUACCUCUACGACUCCCACGACGGAUUGCUGAGACUCCAGCAAAUUUACCAGGGGCUGAGACCAGGCAACGAAUCCUUCCAAGUAGAAACAGUAAAGCGGAUCCAGAACAUGUCAGACGCGAUUGACUUCCUGAGAAAUUUAGAAGAGUUGAAUCGAUGGAGUUACAAGUACAUCGUUCUCGACUGUCCGACGGACAUGGCCAAGGAUAUAGUAGUCAGUCAUGUAAGGGAUAUCGCCUUGGGUAAAAGAACCUAUCACUACUUACUAAGCGGAUUGAUAAUGGACGAUCGUUGGGAGAGCGAAGUAAUUGAAUACGGUGCAAUUAAUAUAACUGGGUUCCGUAUAGUAGACGCAAGUCGACGACCCGUCAAAGACUUUCUUGAUAGCUGGCGCCGUCUCGAUCCGAUGACCUUACCUGGAGCUGGUCGUGAUUCUAUUUCGGCUCAAGCUGCGCUGAUGUACGACGCGGUGCUGGUUCUCGUCGAGGCGUUGAAUAAAUUCCUGAAGAAAAAAAUCGACCGCAGUAAUCCAAAGCGUCCUGGAGUCCAGAGCAGUAUGCAGCCCUCGAAUGUGUCUAAACCGCUGGACUGCAAUACAAACAACGGGUGGGUCACGCCGUGGGAACACGGGGACAAAAUAUCAAAAUUUCUUCGCAAGGCUGAAAUUGAAGGGCUCACAGGCCAGAUUCGGUUCAAUAAUGACAGUCGGAGGCAUAAUUACACUCUUCAUGUUGUUGAGAUGACUGUCAACAGCGCGAUGGUUAAGGUUGCCGAGUGGACAGACGAGGGUGGAUUUCAACCAAUAGCCGCUAAAUACGUCCGUCUACCAACCCAAGAAAUAGAGAAAAAUAAAACUUACAUUGUAACAACAAUAGUGGAGGAGCCCUAUAUUAUGCUGAAGAAAACAGAUUCCGAGAAAGUGCUUAUUGGAAAUGAUCAAUACGAAGGGUACUGUAAGGAUCUCGCGGAUUUAAUUACUGCUGAGCUGGGGAUCAAAUACGAGUUGAGAAUUGUUCGAGACGGUAAGUACGGUACAGAGAGCCCGGAUACUCCAGGUGGUUGGGACGGAAUGGUCGGCGAGCUUAUCAGAAAGGAAGCGGACAUAGCAAUUGCGCCAAUGACAAUUACGUCUGAACGUGAACGUGUAAUAGAUUUCAGUAAACCAUUCAUGUCACUCGGCAUUAGUAUAAUGAUCAAAAAACCAAUAAAGCAAAAGCCUGGAGUUUUUAGCUUUUUAAAUCCACUCAGCAAAGAGAUUUGGGUCUGCGUUAUUUUUUCCUAUAUCGGAGUCUCCAUUGUUCUCUUUAUCGUAUCUAGGUUUUCGCCGUAUGAAUGGCGACUGAUCCAAUUGAGCUCUGGCGGAGAUCCAUCACUCGGUAGGGGUGAUCCGAGUCUCCAACAUCCUCAUCAAAACCAAACCUCACUGCAUUCACCGAACCCGUGCAUGGCCAAUGAUUUUAGUAUUCUCAACAGUAUGUGGUUUUCUCUCGGAGCUUUUAUGCAACAAGGCUGUGAUAUUUCUCCAAGAUCAAUGUCCGGGAGGAUCGUCGGUUCCGUCUGGUGGUUCUUUACAUUGAUUUUAAUAUCCUCGUACACUGCUAACUUGGCAGCCUUUUUAACGGUCGAGAGAAUGGUUUCUCCCAUUAACUCCCCGGAAGAUUUAGCUGCGCAAACAGAAGUCGAGUACGGGACUCUGCAAUACGGAUCUACCUGGGAUUUUUUCCGGAAAUCACAAAUAAGCUUGUACAGCAAAAUGUGGGAGUAUAUGAACGCUCGUAAUCACGUAUUUGUCAAAACAUACGACGAGGGAAUAAAAAAAGUAAGAGCGAGCAAAGGAAAAUAUGCGUUGCUGAUCGAAAGCCCCAAAAAUGAUUACAUAAAUGAACGCGAGCCUUGUGAUACCAUGAAAGUAGGACGGAAUCUUGACACAAAGGGAUUUGGUAUUGCGACACCUAUCGGUUCACCCUUGAGAGAUAAAAUAAAUUUAGCAGUCCUCUCGCUGAUUGAAACCGGGGAACUAGGAAAGCUGAUGAACAAAUGGUGGUUCGACAGAACCGAGUGUCGUCAUGGGGACAAACAAGACGCGCGUAACGAACUAUCGUUAAGCAAUGUCGCUGGAAUAUUUUAUAUACUUAUCGGUGGAUUGUUACUGGCCCUCGCAGUUGCUCUCGUUGAAUUUUGCUACAAAUCACACACCGAAGCUACCCGAGCUAAGAUUUCACUGUCAGACGCCAUGAAAGCCAAAGCGCGCUUAACUAUCGGUGGUGGCCGCGACUUCGACAAUGGCCGGUGGUACGGACUGCAGAGUUAGACGGAGGAUGCAUGCGCCUUUUCCGGGACCAUAUUAUUACGCCCCGGCGAACGCGAUUGGGAAUACCGAGGGCGACCAGGUUCACAGCAAUACUCACACACAAGUGUAAGCCCCUGGUACACCGCACCAGCGGGAAGCAGCGACGAAACUUCGGAUCCAUCGCCAUCGAUAUCGUUGCCGACUCCGCCACCACCUCCGAAGGCGGUAGUUCCACCCCCGCCGCCUCCGCCGCCACGGCCUACCCGCCGCAGCGUCACUUUUGCGGAGUCGCCCUCAAAGAGCCCUCGGAGUCCCAAGAGCCCCAAAAGUCCGUGGGUGUUUCGUCGUAGGUCAACUAUUAAGUCACUUAAUGUCGCGGUUCCGUGGACACCCGCGACUCCCAGUCACUGGGAUAAUCGCAAAGCCGAGUAUGUUACGUAAAUAAUUAUUUAUUGUAAUUUAAUUAUUUACGACCAGUGACUUUGUUUAUUGUUCUAUUAUUUCUCAAUGUUGUUAUUUUUUUUUUUUUUUUAUUAUUUUUGAUUUUAUUUUUGCUCAAUAUAUAAUUUUUAU